GAGGAGGGUGAAGGGAGAGGGAAGGGAAAGGAAAGAAAGGGAAAGGGAAGAGGGAAGGGAAGAGGGAAAGGGAAGGGGAGAGGGAAAGGGAAGGGGUUGGCGCGGGGGUCCCGUCCCGGAGGCGGGGGCUGUCAGGCGGGGACAGUGUGGGGAGCGGGGUCCCGGGGCGGUGCAGGAGCACAGUUCCGCUCUCCCGGCGUGCGAGGAGAGGGAAGGACGGGUUUCGAGAAGCCGCUGCCCGUGUUCAGUGUCGGGGGAGCCGCGUCCAUCCCCGGUCCAGCCGCCGUGACAGCUGCCCUGGCUGACAAGACGGCCCCUCACCCAGCCCACAGGCCGGGAAGUCUGAGGGUGGGGGGCGGAAAAUAGGAGUCGCUUCGACCUCCCGGGGGAAAAAAAAAAAAUCCAAAGCAAGCUCAAUGAGAGGGGGAAAGGAGGGGCGGGGGGGGGGAGGUGUGUGGAAAGAACCCGGUAUUUUCAACUUGCGCAGGUUUAAUGGCCAGCAACAGGUGGCUGAAAUUGCAGCGGAUUUUACGGCCGGGGACUCCCCGGAGCGGAGCGGCGGGCAGUGGGGCGGCCCUGCCUGGGGAGAAGGCUGGGGGAUCCCGGCAUUAAGCAGGCGGCAGCGGUGGCAGAAAGAGACCGUUCCCCCCUCAGCUCGGAAGCGCACAGCGGCCGCCGCCUCCCGCGCUGCCCUGCCCGGCCCGGCCCGGCGCCGCCGCCUACAACUCCCGUCGUGCCCCGCGCCGUCGCGGCCGUUGCCGUCGCGCCCCGUUCUCCCCCCGGUCCCGCCGUUGCUCCCCGCCCACUGUCGGCGGCGCAAGCGCAGAGGAGGCGGCGUCCAGGGCAAGUCUCCCUAAUGUAAGAUGGUGGCCGGGCUGGCAGCGGAGUGCCCCGAGCUCGGAGAUUACCCGUCUCUCGCGUAAAGGUCGUCGGAGCAGCCGCCUAAGCACCCGUCCGGCCGCCGCCGCAGGUCCCGCCCCAGGAGCGCCGCCGCGGUUUUCCUCUCCCCCCGCUUCUCCUCUCUUUUCCUCGCCGCCUCUCUCCUUCCCUCCCCACCCUUCUCCUCCUUCUCCCCUCGCCUCCUUCCCCGCACGCUCGCUCGCUCACCCACCCACCCGCCCGCCCCCGCCGGCCCGGCCGCCGUCGCCGCGCCGGGCAGCGUGAGGGAGAGUCGCGCACACGCACCGCGGGCCGGGCAGGGAGGAGGAAGGCGGACCUUCAAGUGCUGACCUUUUCGGUCUAUUAAGUUAUUAUAAACUUUUGCUGCUCUGCGAACAUAUAAAGAUGUCUCGCAGCCCUGAUGCUAAGGAAGACCCUGUGGAAUGUCCCCUUUGCAUGGAGCCUCUGGAAAUUGAUGACAUCAACUUCUUCCCUUGCACCUGUGGCUACCAAAUCUGUCGUUUCUGUUGGCAUCGUAUCCGUACUGAUGAGAAUGGACUUUGUCCUGCUUGCAGAAAGCCAUAUCCAGAAGAUCCAGCAGUGUACAAACCACUCUCCCAGGAAGAGCUGCAAAGGAUAAAAAAUGAAAAGAAACAGAAACAAAAUGAGAGGAAACAGAAGAUAUCAGAGAAUCGCAAACAUUUGGCCAGUGUACGGGUUGUACAGAAGAAUCUUGUCUUCGUGGUAGGACUAUCUCAGCGCCUAGCAGAUCCAGAGGUUUUGAAACGACCAGAAUAUUUUGGGAAGUUUGGUAAAAUUCAUAAAGUUGUCAUUAAUAACAGCACAUCAUACGCAGGCUCACAAGGUCCAAGUGCCAGUGCAUAUGUAACCUAUAUCCGGUCAGAAGAUGCUCUCAGAGCCAUACAGUGUGUCAAUAAUGUGGUGGUAGACGGCAGAACACUUAAGGCAUCAUUAGGUACAACAAAAUAUUGCAGUUAUUUUCUAAAAAAUAUGCAGUGUCCAAAACCAGACUGCAUGUAUCUACAUGAGCUGGGAGAUGAAGCAGCCAGUUUCACAAAAGAGGAAAUGCAGGCGGGUAAGCACCAGGAAUAUGAACAGAAACUACUGCAAGAAUUAUACAAACUAAACCCCAACUUUCUCCAAUUAUCUACGGGUACAGUUGACAAGAACAAGAACAAACUGACAGCACUGCAGAGGUAUGAUGCACCCAACAGUAAUAACAAAGAUGCCUGGCCAUCAUUACAGAGUUCAAGUAAAUCAGCCAACGGUUUAACAAUGGAACACAGGAAAACGCCUCCUAUAUUAGAAAAUGGCACAGACCCAGAACACAUGACUCCAGAUGGUGCAGACUCAGAUUUCGGCCCUAUCGACAAACCUUCAGAUUCCCUCAGUAUAGGAAACGGUGACAGCUCCCAGCAGAUAACAAACAGUGACACACCUUCACCACCGCCUGGUUUAACAAAACCCAAUCCAGUCAUACCCAUCAGUUCAUCUAAUCACAGUGCACGGUCUCCUUUUGAAGGGGCUGUAACAGAAUCACAGUCGCUCUUCUCUGACAACUUUCGGCACCCUAACCCCAUCCCUAGUGGGCUUCCUCCAUUCCCCAGCUCUCCACAGACUUCAAAUGAUUGGCCCACAGCACCAGAACCACAGAGCCUCUUCACAUCAGAAACUAUACCAGUAUCCUCCUCCACAGACUGGCAAGCGGCUUUUGGGUUUGGUUCCUCCAAACAGCAAGAGGACGACUUAGGGUUUGACCCCUUUGAUAUCACCCGCAAAGCCUUAGCAGACCUGAUUGAGAAGGAACUGUCAGUCCAAGACCAACCUUCCCUCUCGCCCACAUCUCUUCAGAACCCUACCCCACACACUACAACUGCCAAAGGGCCAGGCUCUGGAUUCCUGCAUCCUGCUGCACCCGCAAAUGCCAACUCUCUCAGUAGCACCUUUCCAGUCAUGCCACAGAGGUUCCCACAGUUUCAACAGCAUCGAGCAGUUUACAACUCCUUCAGUUUUCCAGGCCAAGCAGCUCGCUAUCCUUGGAUGGCCUUCCCACGCAAUAGCAUCAUGCACUUGAACCACACAGCAAAUCCCACCUCAAAUAGUAAUUUCUUGGACUUGAAUCUCCCACCACAACACAGCACAGGUCUGGGAGGGAUCCCUAUAUCAGACAACAGCAGUUCUGUAGAGAGUUUAAAUAUGAAGGAAUGGCAGGACGGGCUAAGGGCACUUCUACCGAACAUUAACAUCAACUUUGGUGGACUGCCCAAUGCUUCUUCCCCCUCCAACGCCAACCACAGUGUACCAACGUCCAACACUGCCACCACCGACAGCCUGAAUUGGGACAGCCCUGGCAGCUGGAUGGACCCCGCAAUCAUCACAGGUAUCCCAGCCUCCACAGGAAACAGUUUAGACACCCUUCAAGAUGACAAUCCUCCACAUUGGCUAAAAUCUCUUCAGGCCCUCACAGAGGUGGACGGCCCCAGUGCAGCACCGUCACAGACGCACCACAGUAACCCCUUCGGCACACAGAUCCCUCUGCACAGAGCCAGUUGGAACCCCUACUCUCCUCCUUCAAACCCCACCAGCUUCCAUUCCCCGCCCCCAGGCUUUCAGACAGCCUUCAGACCCCCCAGUAAAACCCCCACAGAUCUACUACAGAGCUCAGCGCUGGAUCGUCAUUAGGAAAGGAGGAAAAAGAAAGGAGAAAAAAAAAAAAGAAAAAUAAAACCCAAAACGUUAGAAAUGCAGGAAGUGUCCCACCCUGACUCCUCCCCAUGCCCACCUACUGUUCCCUGUCAUAUCUUUCUUUCUGAAGAAUCCAGUUCCUGAUCAAACCUCCCCCCCAAAUGCAAUGCCAUCACAGGGUUGUGACCGUUAUCUUUUUGUUAAGUUUCUGCUGAGCCAGUGUUUGAAAUACACUGCUUGAAAUAUUUUCUAACUGUUCUAAGGAAAAAAAAAAAAAAGAGAGAGAGAAGUCAAAAUGCAGUCUCAAUGCUUAAGGAGAAUAUUACUGUCUUAUGUCUUUUGCACAUGAGUAUUUCUGCCUAGUGGAAAAGUGUCAAUCUGCAGUAUAGGGGAAAAAUUGCAAUGCAGAAUCAAAUGCAGAAACAUGAAAAAGGUAUUUAAUUUAAAUGAAUUUACUGAACAUGUGGGCAAGCAGUGGCCUAGCAUUUAUUUUGCAUUCAGUGUGGCACUACACAGGGAAAUUGCUAUGUUUUGUUUUGGUUUUUUUUAGGGGGAUUUUAUUGUGUCACUCAGUAAGAGUUUGACAUGAAGUGUGUUGAAAGACAAAACACUUAUAGCUAAGAGUAACGGGCAUGUUGCUAAAGAGUGGUUUAAAGAGGGGAGAAUAAGAUUUUUCUUUAAUUUUGGCUUUAGAUUUAAAGUAAACUUUAAUGUUUUAAAAGUAUUCACAGAUUUAAUACCUAGCGUAUACAUAAUAUAAUUAUAAGCAGCUGAAACAUGAGUGAUAUUUACUUCAGUCUUUCUGUCUCCUCUGUCAAUCUCUCUUUCUUUUUUUUUUUU
Molecule: messenger RNA, 4425 nt
Organism: Chroicocephalus ridibundus (black-headed gull)
Lineage: Eukaryota; Metazoa; Chordata; Aves; Charadriiformes; Laridae
Gene: CNOT4
Product: CCR4-NOT transcription complex subunit 4
Exons: 13
Coding region: 1285-3582 (765 amino acids)
Biological process (GO): protein ubiquitination
Cellular component (GO): CCR4-NOT complex
Molecular function (GO): ubiquitin-protein transferase activity; RNA binding; metal ion binding
Source: RefSeq, a predicted model, not a curated record